AUGCAUUUGAGCCUACUGCAACGAUCGGCUGCACUGCGAUAUCUUUUGUUCACGGCUCUGCUGCUACUCUGCCAACCAGUACACGCCAUCAAGUUCACUCUGGAUGCCCACCGUUACCCGCCAGCAAAAUGCGUCUGGAACGCUGCACACCCUGGCGCGCUGGUUAUUGUGACGGCCAAUAUUGGGCCAGGGGAAUACCAGCGGAUUGACAUCGAGAUCCUCGACUCAGGCCCGCAGAGGAACGUGUAUCUCAGUAAGAAGGCGGUCAGUGGAGAGAAGAGGUUUGCGAUUACAGCACAUUCUGAGGAGGACGUCGGUGUUUGUUUUAGGAAUUAUCUUGAUCCUGGAGUACCUAUAGAAGCGAAGUCACGUUCACGUAUCAUUGACCUAGAUGUCGACAUAGGCGCUGAUGCCGUUGACUACAACGCUAUUGCAAACCAAGAGUCACUCUCAGGUCUGGAGACAGAGAUGCGAAAGUUAGAAGGUGUUGUGAAAGAGAUAGUUGAUGAGAUGGAAUAUCUGAAAAAGCGAGAGGAGCGCUUCCAGACCACGAACAUCUCCACGAAUACUCGCGUCCAAAGCUUUGCUUGGCUUACAAUAUUGUCCCUCGUUGGUCUGGGGCUAUGGCAGAUUUUUCACCUGCGGGCCUUCUUCAAGCGGAAGUAUUUGAUUGAUUGA
Molecule: messenger RNA, 678 nt
Organism: Sparassis crispa
Lineage: Eukaryota; Fungi; Basidiomycota; Agaricomycetes; Polyporales; Sparassidaceae
Product: Endoplasmic reticulum vesicle protein
Exons: 4
Coding region: 1-678 (225 amino acids)
Biological process (GO): intracellular protein transport; endoplasmic reticulum to Golgi vesicle-mediated transport; Golgi organization
Cellular component (GO): Golgi apparatus; endoplasmic reticulum-Golgi intermediate compartment; COPII-coated ER to Golgi transport vesicle
Source: RefSeq, a predicted model, not a curated record